This is a messenger RNA of Rubroshorea leprosula, 1268 nucleotides long. The record is from the annotation of a GenBank genome assembly. Lineage: Eukaryota; Viridiplantae; Streptophyta; Magnoliopsida; Malvales; Dipterocarpaceae.
AAAUUUAAAAAUAAUGAGAAGAAAAACUAAUGUUUAAAACCAUAUAUUUUUAUAAAUUGAAAAUAAGUUUAAAAUGAUCAAUUUAUAAAAUAGUCAUAAUUUUUUUCUCUCUUUUUUUUAAAAUAUUAAAUGUGUAUAUAUAGAUAAACUUAACAGAUUAACUGGAAUUCAGAAACAGAGAAAACAGAAAAAGGAUGGCUGAGACACAGAGCAAAGAGAAGAGAAAUAGGUGGACUCUACAAAACACAACAGCACUGGUCACUGGUGGAACAAAAGGAAUAGGGUAUGCUAUUGUGGAGGAACUGGCAGCAUUUGGAGCUACAGUGCAUACCUGCUCUCGAAACCAAACUGAACUCAACGAAUGCUUAGCUGAAUGGCAGAAGAAGGGAUUUCAAGUCACUGGUUCAGUCUAUGACGUAUCUUCUCACGCUGAACGUGAAAAGCUGGUCGAAACAGUCUCUUCACUUUUAAACGGAAAACUCAACAUACUGAUAAACAACGUUGGAAGAGAAUACUUGAAACCAACUGUAGAGUAUACGGCUGAAGAUUACUCUUUUCUGAUGAGUACCAAUUUUGAGUCAGCUCAUCACCUGUGCCAACUAUCACAUCCUCUUUUGAAAGCUUCAGGAGCGGCAAGUGUUGUUUUCACAUCAUCAAUUGCGGGUGUCACAUUCUAUAACGCUGGAUCCUUAUAUUCUGCAGCUAAAGCGGCCUUGAACCAAUUGGCAAAGAAUUUGGCCUGUGAGUGGGCUAAAGACGGCAUAAGAACUAAUUGUGUAGCACCUGGCCUCACCAGAACCCCCUUGGUUGACCCUUAUUUGAAAAAUGAGAAUCUUUUGAAGGCAUUUUUCACCAGCGUUCCUCAAGCACGCGUAGCAGAGCCUGAGGAGGUGUCCUCCAUGGUGGCAUUUUUGUGCAUGCCUGCAGCCUCAUAUAUAACAGGGCAGACUAUUUGCGUCGACGGUGGGGCAACUGUUAAAGGCUUCUUCUUCCAACCCAAUUGAAAACAUUAGCAAAAUUUCCAAGACAUUGUAUUACGGAAUAAAAGGCUAAAUUGAUUCAAUGUUAAAUAAAAGUCAAUAAUUAAUAAGCUCUCAUGAUGUUCAAUUGCUUCAGACAAUGCCCUUGGAUAAGGAUUCGACUGCUGUCACAUUUGAUCUUGUCCUCUCAUGAGACCGAAGGAACAUGAUCUGGUCUUUGUCACUGUUCUGGUUGCUCCCAGAACCAGAGGAGCUCCAAUUCAUUUUCACUAAAAAUAUUGUACUGUU